CGGCACGGCGAAGAUGGCUGCCUCCAGCUGGGCUCGCUCAGUAGUCGUGCUGCUUUGUGUCUCUGACCUGCUGUUGCUGCUGCUGCCGUCGCCUGGGACCUACGCUGCCGAAGGCCCGGCAGGAACACUUGGCGAGGCUACCCCACCUCCCCGGAAGAAGAAGAAGGAUAUUCGCGAUUACAAUGAUGCGGACAUGGCGCGUCUUCUGGAACAGUGGGAGAAAGAUGACGAUAUUGAAGAAGGAGACCUCCCAGAGCAUAAGAGGCCCCCUGCACCUGUGGACUUCUCCAAGCUAGACCCGGGCAAGCCUGAAAGCAUACUGAAAAUGACCAAGAAGGGGAAGACGCUCAUGAUGUUUGUCACUGUGUCAGGAAAACCCAGCGAGAAGGAGACAGAGGAGAUUACAAGCCUCUGGCAGGGAAGUCUGUUCAAUGCCAACUACGAUGUCCAGAGGUUCAUUGUGGGAUCAGACCGUGCAAUCUUCAUGCUUCGUGAUGGGAGCUACGCCUGGGAGAUUAAGGACUUUUUGGUCAGUCAAGACAGGUGUGCUGACGUAACUCUGGAGGGACAGGUGUACCCUGGCAAAGGAGGAGGAAGCAAAGAGAAAAAUAAAACGAAGCAAGACAAGGGCAAAAAGAAGAAGGAAGGAGAUUCAAAAUCUCGGGCUUCCAAGGAAGGCAAUAGACCAGGGGAUAAAAGAGAAGAGCUGUGAUGGGGCAGCCAUGGUGCUCUGCAGAUGAACAAAUGGACACAGCUUGCCAGGCUCAUGGGUGGGGACAGGCACAGGAAACCACACACCAGGUGACAUUCUUCUUUCUUCUAGAAAUGGUCUGCCACCUGGUCAGUAUAAGAAUUACUGUUAAAAGUCUUCAAAUGAGAAGACAAGAUUUCUAAUAUCGGACACAGACAGAUUCCUAUUUAUGAUAAAAACACCUCACGUAGACACUCGAGUGAGUUGCUUCCUCCCAUUUAGACUUGCUGAGUUGUUGAUUGUGCUGAGCUUCCAUGCCCAUCCUUCCUACACCUGCUUGGAUUGGGUAGCCUGCUGUUUUCAUGCUUUUUAUUUUCUGUUAGCUUAAAGGAUAGCAGACAAGUUUUUAAAACUCUUAAUUGAAUCAGGCUCUUCUGCCACAAACAUCUUGUUCAUUGCUCGCAGGGUAAAAGUACUCUGGUAGUCCUGCAGCAAGCUGAUACUUUAGUGUACACCAGGAGGCCAGGGUGAGUAAUCCCAGGUCUCUGCAGGCAGAGUGAACAGAAAAUAUGGCUCUUGGAAACCCUGAGUAGUUACUUUGAAUUUCUUUGACUUGAAUUGCACUCAUCAGUUAAAUAGAACUUGUGGUGUCCCUGCCGGGUUUUAUGUGUCCUUAAAGCCUGUUUUGUUUCCUUCUUUAGGAAAGAGUAAUGCUGGUCAAGGUUCACAGGUCCCAUUUAAUGUGACAGUUUGAGGGAUCAGCAGCAUCCUUUGCAGGGUGUGGCAGAAGACUUGGUAACCUCACUUAUUUCUAAGCAUUUUUCUUUGAUAAGUGCCUAAAUGUGUGGUGUUUCCAUGUGGUACUAAACCAUGUGCUACUGUUAAUGUCUGAUUUUGCUAUUCAUACAUUGUAGCCUAUUCUGAAUAAGAGAACAUUUAUAUACAGGUGUUGUUUUUAAGAACUAAAAUCAUUUUUAAAACUCAAUUGUAAUUUUAAGGAAUUAAAAAUAGCACAUGUACAUGACUUGAAGCUGUCCAUUUUAAAGAAUGGUGAAGAGUGAAGUCCUCCCUGCUGCCACCACCUGGUCCUGGUGGAAGUUACUGUUAACAGUUUGAGCCCCAUCAAGAAAAGAGUUCAUUUACCACCUUAUGAUGGGGUGUAUGUGUUUCGACUUUACCGCAUCUAUUCCCUGUACUGCGGCACCACUCCACAUUUUCCCUUAAUAAGCCACAUCCUCUGCACUCUCUGUCAGUCCACAGCCUCCAGGCCAUGCCUGCUUCAGGGCUGAAGCCUGUAUGGUCUAGGCCUUGGGCAGGCCCGGGGUCAGUUGCUGGAGCUGGGAAGAUGUUUCUUGCUCUCGUGUAUUUUGAGCCAGGGGGAUAUGUGGCCACAGCCCCUGGAAAGGAGACCUGUUUGAGAGUGGAGCCAGUGUGAGCAGCGGGGACUCCACACCCUGGUGGUGGCACCUGAAUUAAACCAUAGCUGAAA
Otolemur garnettii (small-eared galago) is the source of this 2180-nucleotide messenger RNA. RefSeq names its product mesoderm development LRP chaperone (gene MESD). Bases 14 to 712 code for a protein of 232 amino acids. The transcript is spliced from 3 exons. The record is from RefSeq and is a predicted model, not a curated record. Gene Ontology annotation, biological process: protein folding. Lineage: Eukaryota; Metazoa; Chordata; Mammalia; Primates; Galagidae. Gene Ontology annotation, molecular function: low-density lipoprotein particle receptor binding.